CUGUACGUUUACUGUGCUUGCUUGGUUGAGAUAUUGUUUACCAAUCACAAGCUGUAACAGGACUUUGCCUUUUUAUUAUUUUAGUUUCACUUUUAAAACGCAAAACACUGUAAAGCUUCACUUGGUUAGAAGAACGGCGGUUUGUUCCCACACAGCGAAAGCUGUUGAUGUGUCACACGGCUGGAGGCUGUACCACGGGGAGGAGGGGGUUUGUGGUAAACACACAGAACAUCAUGAAGGCAUGCGAAUGGGAGAACUUGGCCAGCCGCUUCAGGAAAAUCGAGUCUCUGCUUGGUCUGGCUGGCUGCCUCCUUUUGCUCUAUGCAGUGUGGAGCCCGGACUGGAUCAGGGGCGAGGGUCUGUGGGUCACGUGUAAUGACACCUUCGCAGACCCUGCUGGAGAAAGCGCUCUGAAGGCUGAAUGUCCCAGGGGAGAAGGUGGAGUGAUGGAAGCGGAGCGGGUGUUUGCAGUCCUGGCCUUCAUCUUGGCUUUGAGCUGCAGCUGUGUGUGUCUGCUCUUCAUUUUGUGCUGGUCCUCUUACACCAGCAGGUCAUACACUUACACUUCCUCCCAGUUGAACGGGGGCCAGGUUCUCUUCCCAGGGACGCUCCUGCUGGUCAUCCUCUUCCCUACAGGUCUUUUCUUCCUCAUCAGCUGGUCUCUCUUUACCAGACACCACAGAGAAGAGCUCGCCGAUGACAUCACUCAACUCGGCUCCUGCUAUUGGCUGGGAGCCCUGGCUUGGGUGUUGCUGCUUGUGGCAGUGCCUGUCACCUUUGUCAUUGAGCAGUUUGUCUGCCCUGUCCCCCCGGCGGACACAUCUGCCUUGCUGGAGCCACACCGCCCCUCGCAGCAGAGGACUGGAGCAGGGUCAGUCUACAGGGUGGUGUGAUCAACCUCAAUCGGAAGGGACACAGCCUUAAGAUCAGAACAUUACAAGAGACCCUCGCUAAUGAAUGGGAAGAGACCACGUGGAGGGAUAUGUCACGGGACAGAUUUGUCUAAUUUGUAGCACUUUAUUGUUGUGUACUAUAGUUAUGUGUUGUAAAUCGUUGUAACACAUAGACAUAUUAACUAAUAGAUAAGUACCUACAUUAACAAAAUAUCAAAGCUUGGCUGCUUAAGACAGGUCAUUAUGUCAUUUUACACUAAAACAGCAGUUAUGAACCAGUUGUAUUAUAGAGUGGAUACAUUGGAACAAGUUCAAGACAUGGUGUUACUUGAGGUUACUGUAGUAACGAGGUCUGUCAUGCAUAACUAAUGUUAAAGUUGCAGGAUUGUUUGUAGCUGAUUGUGAAACUCUGCAUCUUGCACUACUGUCUGGAAUGGCACUUCGGGGGCUGAUCCACUUUAAGCAGAUAAACUAACUGGGACUAGCAAGAAACAGACAAUAUGCAUGUACAUGUGCUACUUUAGACUUUUGUAACAUUAACUUUUCAUUUAGAAAAAUAACAUAUCUGUAAAACGAAGCAUGAUAUGAUUUGCUCUAAAUGCAGAGCAAAACUGAGAACAGUUGUUAAAGAAGUUAUAGGUUCUGUCCUCUUCAACCCCAGGGACUUAUUGGAUCGGUUUCGUUUUGUAUUGUAUUGUACACAAUUGCAAGAAGAUAUGGAUUGAUAUAGAUUGUUAUUGUGGAACUUUGGGGAGGGGGUCAUCAUUUGAAACCCUCCCAAAACAUUUA
Messenger RNA from Acipenser ruthenus (sterlet), 1682 nucleotides. RefSeq lists its product as uncharacterized. The transcript is spliced from 4 exons. NCBI's taxonomy places the organism in Eukaryota, Metazoa, Chordata, Actinopteri, Acipenseriformes, Acipenseridae. The record is from RefSeq and is a predicted model, not a curated record. The coding region runs from base 168 to 893 and encodes 241 amino acids.